Molecule: messenger RNA, 2589 nt
Organism: Coturnix japonica (Japanese quail)
Lineage: Eukaryota; Metazoa; Chordata; Aves; Galliformes; Phasianidae
Gene: DAPK3
Product: death associated protein kinase 3
Biological process (GO): positive regulation of apoptotic process; protein phosphorylation; intracellular signal transduction
Cellular component (GO): nucleus; cytoplasm
Molecular function (GO): protein serine/threonine kinase activity; ATP binding
Source: RefSeq, a predicted model, not a curated record
AUUGAUGCGGGAUCGAUGCGGGAUCGAUGCGGGGCCGCCGGGAUUCGAACCCGCGUCCUCAGCUCCGCCGGGGCGAGGCAGGGCGGCCCGAUCCACGCAUUCCAACAUGACGUCACCCCCGUGGAGCCAAUGGCAGCGCGCGAGGGGCGGGACAUCUGGGAUCUCGCAGCCAAUAGCGGAGGAGAAUGGGCGGAGCCGGCGGCUGUGCUGGAAUGCGGCGGUGCGGGCGGGGGCGGCCCAGGUGCUGAGAGGAGCGGGGGGAGCUGCCGGGCCGCCGCCAUGUCCACCUUCCGGCAGGAGAACGUGGAGGAGUUCUACGAGAUGGGGGAAGAGCUGGGCAGCGGCCAAUUCGCCAUCGUGAGGAAAUGCCGGGAGAGGAAAACGGGUCUGGAAUACGCGGCCAAAUUCAUUAAGAAGAGACGAUUAUCAUCGAGCCGCCGUGGGGUGAGCAGGGAGGAGAUCGAGAGGGAGGUGGACAUCCUGCGGGAGAUCCAGCACCCCAACAUCAUCACCCUGCACGACAUCUUCGAGAACAAGACGGACGUGGUGCUGAUCCUGGAGCUGGUGUCGGGGGGGGAACUAUUCGACUUCCUGGCUGAGAAGGAAUCGCUGACGGAGGAGGAGGCCACGCAGUUCCUGAAGCAGAUCCUGGACGGGGUGCAUUACCUGCACUCCAAACGCAUCGCACACUUUGACUUGAAGCCAGAGAACAUCAUGCUGCUGGACAAGAACGUGCCCAACCCCCGCAUCAAACUCAUCGACUUCGGGAUCGCCCACAAGAUUGAAGCUGGGAAUGAGUUCAAGAACAUAUUUGGGACGCCGGAGUUUGUGGCACCUGAAAUUGUGAACUACGAGCCGCUGGGGCUGGAGGCCGACAUGUGGAGCAUUGGGGUCAUCACUUACAUCCUGCUGAGCGGGGCCUCCCCCUUCCUGGGGGAAACGAAGCAGGAGACCCUCACCAACAUCUCUGCCGUCAACUACGACUUCGAUGAGGAAUACUUCAGCAGCACCAGCGAGUUGGCCAAGGACUUCAUCCGCCGGCUGCUGGUCAAGGACCCCAAGAAGCGGAUGACCAUAGCUCAGAGCCUGGAGCACCCCUGGAUCAAGGUGAUCAAGAGGAGGAACGUCCGCAACGAGGACAGCGGGAAGAAGGCGGAGCAGCGGCGGCGGCUGAAAACGACGCGUCUGAAGGAAUACACCAUCAAGUCUCACUCCAGCAUGCCGCCCAACAACACCUACGUCAACUUCGAGCGCUUCUCCAAAGUGAUGGAGGAGGUGGCGGCGGCGGAGGAAACCCUCCGCGAGAUACAGAGGAACAAGAAAUCCUUCCGCGAGGACAUCGAGGCGCUGCUGUCCAUCUACGAGGAGAAGGAAUCGUGGUACAAAGAGGAGAACGAAAGCAUCGGCCGCGACCUGCGGCAGAUCCGGCAGGAGCUGCUCCGGGCUGAAUCCGCACGGCAGCGGGCGCAGGAGGAGAGCAGGAACGUGAUGCAGGCGGCCGGGGGGCUGCGACGGCGCUACCGCAGGUUGGAGAAGCGUUAUGGAGCCCUGGCUGAGCAGGUGGCAUCCGAGGUGCGAUUCGUGCAGGAGCUGCUCUGGUCCAUUGAGAGAGAGAAGCUGCAGAGCGGAGGAGAGGACGGCAGCAUCCGCUGAGGUGGGGGGAUGAGCAGUGGGAGGGGGAGCCUGGGGAUGUGGGGUGGGAUAAGGGGGGUGUGGAUGGCUGGGGGGAUGGGGAAUGUGGGGCUUGGGGUUGGGAGUUGCCUCGUGGGUAGCAGCGGGUUGUGGAACAAGUGGGGUCAUGGGGCAGGACAGCAGCCCUAUGGUUAGCAGAGGGGAUGAGGAAUAUGUAGGGCUGUGGGGUAGGACAGUGGCCCCAUGGAUAGCAGUGGGGGUGGUUGAUGUUUGGGGAUGUGGGGUGGGAACAGCCCCAUGGCUAGGUAGUGGGGUCAAGGAGCCACACUGUGGGGCAGGAUGGGGGUCCUGUGGCUAGGUAGGGGGAUUGGAGGGACACGUGGGGCUGUGGGGUGGGACAGCAGCCUCAUGGCCAGGUGGGGGUGUCAGGGAACAUGUAGGGCUGUGGGGUGGGUUUGGCAACCCUAUCAGUAGGCAUUGAGGUCAGGGGGUGCCCUGUGGGGCGGGAGGAGCCCCAUGUCUUGGUAGUGGGGUCAGGGACCAAGUGGGGUGGGACAGCAGCCCUAUAAUUCAGCUUUGCGUGUCCUCAGUGUCAGUGUGAGGCCGGAGCUCAGUGCUGUCCCCAGUAGAGCCCCCAGUUGUCCCCAGUGUCUGUGGGGUGCCCCCCCCUGAGCACCCUCCUUUCCUUGGGAUCCUCUGGGGGUCCUGUGCCGUCUGUGGGGCUCCACUCCCCUCAAUGGGGUGGACAUCUCGUGUCCCUCAGGGCCACAAACCUAUGGAGGGGAAUGGGACCAAAGCACUGUCCCUACAUGGCCCCAAACCCCAGCCUGACCCCAGAGCAGCUGUGCUUAAGGGGAAGGAUUGGAAGUGCCCCCCAAGGCUGCCCCACAGUGCUUCCUCCCAUCCAUGUGCAGCUUUAAGUCCCAUUUAAUGAAAUAAAGCUUUCUGUUCUCAUAA